Molecule: messenger RNA, 2222 nt
Organism: Daktulosphaira vitifoliae (grape phylloxera)
Lineage: Eukaryota; Metazoa; Arthropoda; Insecta; Hemiptera; Phylloxeridae
Product: formin-binding protein 4-like
Exons: 10
Coding region: 233-2098 (621 amino acids)
Molecular function (GO): protein binding
Source: RefSeq, a predicted model, not a curated record
AUAGAAUAGUACCUUUUUCAUUUUCAAUAUAUGUUAAUAUUUAUGAACCAAAGCUUAAUGGAUAUCAUGAAAUUUUAAUAACUAUCAAAUGUACUCAAAACAUUUUUCUCGACUUAAAUUUUACUAUAAAAUGUACUAAGUAGUUCAGUAUUUAAAUGUUAUUGUUUAUAUAAUAGUCAUAAUCAAUUAAAAUAUUGCAUCCUCAAGAUAGUUUGUAAAAAUAAUUUUUAUAAUGAACAAGAGAAAAUUGAAAUUGGAUAUGACUCAGUCUUCUGAAAAAGACUCAAUUGGAAUUGAACUGUAUAGACAUAAUAUUAAUGACCAAUUAAUUAAUAUAAACCAAGAUAAUUCUGAUCAGAUAUGGCAGGAAUGUUAUGAUGAAGUAUCUGGUUUUAUAUAUUAUUGGAAUAUGAAAACAAAUAAAGUAACUUGGGAAAAACCAGAACAUUACACCGCUCAUUGUGGUGUAAAUGAAGGGAUUUUAUCAAAAAAUGAUGAAUUAAUUACUAGAAAGCGAUUAUCUAGCGAUGAAAUUUCUUCUCUUAAUAUUAUUAACUCAAAAAAGUCUAAAACUGAAUCUAAAACAAUUAGUGCAUUAGUUGCAUAUGGAAGUGAUACUAGUGAUGAUGAUGAUGGUGAUGAUAAAGAUGACGAAGUACAAAAAUCAUCAAUAUUAGAGAGAUUACAGCAGGAAGCAGAAAUGUUCAAACAAAAUGAAAUAAAAAAUAAUUCCAUUAACGAAUCUAAAAAUAAGACUGAAUCACACAAUACUACUGAUAUAUUACAUGUUAUUGAAAAAGAAGUACCUCCUGAUUAUUUGAAUGAUAAAGCUGAUACACUAGAUCCAUCUAAAAAGAAUUCACCUAGUGAUAUAUUUGAAAUUUUAAAAAGUGAAGUUCCUCCAGAUUAUAAAGAAAAGGUCUUAAGUUCUGAGAAUAAAUCUAUUUCAAUAGAUUCAGAAUUAACUAAUAUACAGACAAAUAAUAUUUUAAAUCCUAUUUCUAACUUAAAUGAUGAAUCAAUACUAGUUUCACAAAACAUUGAAAAUAAAAAUUCACAAAAUCCAUUGAAUUUAAUUGCAAAUUAUGGCGAGGAUAAUGAAAUAGCUAAUAAUGAAUUUGAUGAGCAAAAGUUAAUAUAUACACAUGAUCCUUGUGCUAAUAGCAAAAUUGGUUUUGGCUACAAGUUAUCAUCUAAGAAUAAAAAUACAGGUUCUAUAAAUUUUGUCAAAGGAGAAACUAUGAAUUCACAAAGUGAAGUUUUGAGUACAGUUAUUCAAAGUCCUGCAAAAUCAACAGAGAGCAGUGAUGUCAAUGAUACAAAUAAUGAAAAAAACCAAGUUCAAGAAUUAUCAAUGCUCAUUUCAGCAAAGCUACAUUUUUUAUCUGAUUGUGAAAGUAAUACAAAUUUAUCAUCAGUUCAAAUUAUGACCAUUAAAAUUGAUACUUUAAUGGAAGCAUGGAAAGAAAAUUCAUUAAAAGAUGAAUACUUUUCAAAAUGGCUUGAUGAAAUGGCAAUAGAGUUAAAUACUUUAGAGAAGUCUGUUGCCCCAGCUGGCUGGAAUUGUCAAUGGGACAAACUUAACACUCGGUAUUUCUAUCAAAAUAUUUCAAAUGGUCAUACACAGUGGCAUUAUCCAAUUGAAGAAUCUGAAUCUAUUGAGACAUCUCCUAAAGAUACUGAAGUUCACACCCCUUCUCCACUAAAUAUUUCAGAACAUGAUAGUCAUCCUGAACCUGAAGAUAUGGAUAUUGAAGAUGAUGGUCAUAAAGAGGGUACUGAGAUUAUUGUUCCCCCUGUACCUGGUGAUGAAUUAUCAUUUGAAUUAAAUUCAUUUUAUGCGGAUAUUGCGCAGUUUGAAUCAAAUUCUACUGGACAGAUUGAGACCAUGGUUGCUGUUCAAAGUCCUAGCAUUGAGCAAUCUCCAUGUUUGAAAAUCAUAUCUGAUUCAGACAAAAAAUUAGAAGAAAAAGAAAUUGUUGUCAAACCAAAAAAAAAGAAAAAGGUUGGAAAAUUAGAUAUGGGCUUGGGAUUAAAACACAAACACGUAUCAUCAUUGGUUGAAAAAUGGCAACAGAUUCAAAAUGAAAUCAAGUGAACAGUUUUAGUGUUGCUCUUCAACUAUUAAAUAGGAAAAUAAUUAAAAUGUUAACUAAUUUUGUAAAUUUUGUAAUAUAUUUUUAGUAUAAUAAAUUAAUAAAUUAUGUUUUUUCCAUAUUUAA